Molecule: messenger RNA, 2334 nt
Organism: Paracoccidioides brasiliensis Pb18
Product: RNA lariat debranching enzyme
Exons: 4
Coding region: 1-2334 (777 amino acids)
Biological process (GO): mRNA splicing, via spliceosome
Cellular component (GO): nucleus
Molecular function (GO): RNA lariat debranching enzyme activity
Source: RefSeq, a predicted model, not a curated record
AUGGCCGUUUCUUCACACUCGUAUCGGUUUAUGGGUACACGACCCCAACUGGGCACCACAAAGAACAGACACCAACAUUCAAGACUGCUCAGGAUGCAGAGCAGUAAUGCAUCCCAGAGGCUGAGAGUGGCUCUGGAAGGCUGUGGGCAUGGUAAACUCCAUGAUAUCUAUGCCUCAGUAAACAAAGCAGCAAAACUCAAGGGAUGGAAUCGUGUGGAUCUUCUUAUCAUUGGUGGAGACUUUCAGGCGGUCCGCAAUUCAUAUGAUUUAAGCUGCAUGUCUGUCCCUCAGAAGUACAAGAAAAUCGGGGAUUUCCAUGAAUACUACAGUGGUGCCCGUGUCGCGCCAUAUUUGACCAUUUUUGUGGGUGGAAAUCAUGAAGCUAGCAACCACCUGUUCGAGUUGUACUACGGAGGCUGGGUAGCCCCUAAUAUCUAUUAUCUGGGAGCUGCAAAUGUUAUCCGCUGUGGGCCCCUUAGAAUAGCCGGUAUCUCUGGGAUCUGGAAAGGAUAUGAUUAUCGGAAACCCCAUUUCGAAAGACUUCCUUACAAUCGCGGUGACAAACAAAGCAUCUACCAUGUUAGGGAACUGGAUGUUCGCAAGCUUUUGCAAAUUCGAACCCAAAUCGAUCUUGGUCUAAGCCAUGACUGGCCGCAGGGUAUCGAAUGGCACGGCAACUUCAAAAAACUUUUUAAAAAGAAACCCCUAUUUGAAGCGGAUGCUAAAGCAGGAAAAUUGGGCAGUGUUGCCGCGAGAUAUGUUUUGGAUCGCCUGCGACCUCCGCACUGGUUUUCCGCCCACCUCCAUUGCAAAUACACGGCUCGUUUGGUGCAUGGUGAUUAUAAACCCCCCGUGUUGAGUGAUAGUCUUGGCCCAAAUCGUGAAUCUCAAAUGACGCCAUUGGGAGAUGAUGUCGUCGUUUCGCCGUCUACAACCAAAGAACCCCCUACCCCGUUUGGUUCAUUUAGUAGACCUCAAGUAUCUGUUCCCAACACUGACAGUGUACCUGUUGUACCACCAAACACAUCCAACGAUGUACUCGCUACAGCCAUGAAUACAGAGAUGGGCGACACAACAUUCUCUGACCCCAGAACCGAAGUCGUGCCGCAAGUAGCUGUGGGCAGUGGAACUGUUGCACAACAUCCCGCUCAAUCAGGAGAUCGUGACAGCGCGCAAUUAUCGGCCUGGCAAAACUUUCACACAGAUGCGGAAGAUGAGGUUCGCCUGAUGCAAGAGGAAGCAGAACAUGAGAGACAGAUCGAAGCUAGUCUGAUAAGUAGACCAGAGGACAUUACCAAAGUGGGCUUCGAUAAGGAGCAACCAUCAAUUCGUGACGAAGCUGCGCAGCAAAAGGGAGCUGUGGAAAAGCCUGGAGUGAAAAAUACCGAUGAAAUUGAUAUUGAUCUUGACACCUCAUCGGAAACUUCAGAAAAGUCCGGAACUAUGGACUCUAAGAAGUCUAUGCCCAAUAUUACCGAUGGAAUGGAAACUAACCGUGAUAGCUCACCACAGAGGAUGGAAGCAGAAAACAUACCUUCCACUUCGGCGCCUGAGAAUGUAGGCGAGAUGGCACAAUCAGACGAGGUGCCUUCCGAUGUUCGCGAUCAGCUACCGCCAAGUUUUCGGAAGCCAAACCAGAUAUCAUCUCUUACACCAGAACAGUUGCCAAUUUUCGACCCUAAGCUGCCAGAGACCAUCAAAAACACAGAAACCAACUUCAUUGCCCUGGAUAAAUGCGAGGGAAAAAGGAAAUUUAUACAGCUCAUUGAGUACCCUGCGAUAUCACUACCGGAUGGAGGUGCUGGAGGAAAAGAGAGCCGCCCGUACCAGUUGAAAUAUGACAAAGAGUGGCUCGCCAUCACUCGAGCCUUUGCUGACGAUCUUACACUUGGCGACCCCAGCGUGCCAAUCCCACCAAAUAAAGGCGAUGCCCGCUACAAGCCAGAAAUCCUCUCUGCUGAAGAAUGGGUUGAAGAGAACAUCGUGAAACAGGGAAAAAUGUUCGUUCCGCAUAACUUCUCCAUCACGGCGCCCGUCUAUGACCCUGCUGUACCGAUCACGACGAACGAGAUGCCACCAGAAUACACAAACCCGCAAACAGCAGAGUUCUGCAAACUCCUCGGGAUUGAAAAUAAGUUCUAUAUCAGUGAAAAGGAACGUCGUGCUCGUAAUGAUGCUGGUCCACGCCCGGAAGAGGGGAGACAGUUCCAGCCACAAUAUGGACGUUUUGGGAAAGGGAAGGGGAGAGGAGGGUGGCGGGGCUCUCGGAAUGAGGGUGGCUGCAGGCAAGGCAAUGGAGGACGCGGGAAAAGAGGGAGAGAAGGACGUAGUUGA